This is a messenger RNA of Gigantopelta aegis, 2257 nucleotides long. Its product is annotated as indian hedgehog protein-like. The transcript is spliced from 6 exons. Gene Ontology annotation, molecular function: calcium ion binding; patched binding. Gene Ontology annotation, biological process: protein autoprocessing; cell fate specification; regulation of gene expression. The record is from RefSeq and is a predicted model, not a curated record. Bases 9 to 782 code for a protein of 257 amino acids. Lineage: Eukaryota; Metazoa; Mollusca; Gastropoda; Neomphalida; Peltospiridae.
UUGCCAAGAUGCAUUUCUAUGUUGUGAUUCUAGUUCUUCUAGUUCUUCAGGUACUGUUUGCAGUAUCAUCCUCUGCAGACGGAAAUACCACUGCCAAGGACGAUGUAUGUUCGUGUAAAGGGCGGCAUGGUUACCACAUUCGAUUCUGGAUGAUCAAAUGUAAAGGCAGAAAACGAUGUCAAUUUGGAUGUUUCCCUGGUGAUGCCCAGCUUGAACUUGACAACGGCAGGUUGAUUAAGAUGGAGGAUCUGAGACCUGGUCACAUGGUUUUAACAGUACAAGACGGUCAGCGCACCUUUUCUGAAGUGAGAACGUUCUUCAAACGUCAACCCAAGAACAAUGGCACAUAUCGGACACUGACAACAGAGCAAGGAAAUCAAGUGACAAUGACAGACAACCACAUUAUCUUUGUUUCAAGCAACAACAAGUCUACCAGCAUGGAGGCUAGAUUUGCGAUUUCUGUGAAACCAGGUGAUUAUUUGUUCACGACAAAAGGGUGCCAACAUGGUCUUUGUCCUGAGCAAGUAGUUCAAGUCUCAAUUGGCGUGAAUUUAGGUGUGUACGUUCCACUCACGGACUCGGGAACGCUUGUAGUGGACGGAAUGUUGGCGUCAUGUUACUCAUUCACCAAUCACGACGUCGAACACUUCUUCACGGCACCUUUCAGGUGGUUUCCUUGGUUGCUGGAACCAUGGCUACAAGAUGGCCACAGUCCAAUUAUGUCUAGUCUGGAAUAUUUAGGAGAAAUGUUUCUGCCUGAAACGAUGAAGAUGCUCGACUAGAUAUUUUCAAUCUGUAUAUCCCAAUAAAUCGCAGUGGUUGAUCGAGCUGGAAUUUAAACACCCAGUUGUUUAAACGUUAGCUAGUUUAACUAGUAAUUAGGGGUCGUCCAUAUAGUACGUACGCAAAGAACUAAAUAUUAUGUUACCCUCCUCCCCGCCCAUGUACGCAUGACAUACGCAGUGUGCCAGGACCCCCUGCCCCACUUCUCAUACGCAUCCAAUAGCAAUGAAAUUGUGAACAUACUCGUAUUUAAACCACCUCACAAUUAUAAUUAGAUUAUGACCUCACCCCUCACAAAUCCCAUAUUAUAAAGGAUUGAUAGAACUUGGUUUAAUGAUCCAUUAAAUGAUUCAUUGGAUAUUGUUUAGUUAACAUAAUUGGAUACUACCCCAGUUUUCUGUUAGCAGCCCAUAAAUAAUAUUAUGCCUAUAUUAAAUAUUAAAUGUGGUUACACUGAGUUGAAUUAAGAAAAUCGAAAGACAUUACAUUUUUAGGUUUCCAAGCCAAGGUUGCGGAACCUAUUGUUUUUGCUGGGAUAUUUUUUUAAGCCGUCUGUUUUGUUAUUUUUUAAAAAACGUUCUGGGCCGAUAUACUUGAAAUUUGAUGGGUUGUUUGGUGCAUCGAGGGGAUUGGUCGUAUUAAAACAUUGUGUGUAUUGGUUAUGUGUAUUGGCCUCUAUCGAGAAUUAUAUAACAUUAUUUAGCAAAACAAAUCUCCAGACGUCUGUUUUGUAAUUUUGUAACAUUCUAGGCCUAUAUAGCUGAAAUGUGGUAGAUAAAUAGGCCCACCAGGGGAUUGAUUGUAUUAAAAAUGGUGUUUAUAGAUUACGUGUAUUGUCCUCGAUCGCAAAUUUCGUAUUGUAUGUCACUUUCUACGAAAGUUACACGUAUAAACUCUUGAAAUUCUAAAUUCCAUUCCUACUGCCUAUCUACAUAAAAGUUUCAAAAUACUGAAUUAAUCCGCUGCUUCCUUCCGGGGGAAUUGGGAUUUCUAAUACUAAGUCCGGCCGUUUUCGGGCCGUUUUUUUUUUUUUUAAAACACGAAAAUAAGUGUAAGUCUAAAAGUUUCGAAGUUACACCAAUUUUAUUUUUACUGUUGUAAUCUACUCCUCGGAGCGUAAUAAACUAUCGAUUUACAUUGCUUUUAUUUUUGAAAUUUUUCACAUAUAUUUUGCAAAUGAAAAUUUCACAUGUUUGCGCAGAUUGUAUCUUUAAAUAUUUUACGUAAUAGGUGACGGUUUGUGCGUGUAUGUGGGUUUUGGGGUGUGUGUGUGGGGUAAUUAUUGCUAUAAUUAAAUAAUGUAUAAAUAUGUCUGAGUAAGGUACAGCUAUUAUAGCUUGGGAAUCCGUCAUUACCGCUUGCGGUUAUAUUGUUUAAUUAUUAUUAUUAAUUUUUUAAAUUAUUAUUAAUGAAGUUUGGCAUGUGUUGAUUUAGUACAUGAAAUGUGAUACGCAAAAUAAAACUACUAAAGUUA